Manihot esculenta (cassava) is the source of this 2230-nucleotide messenger RNA. RefSeq names its product U4/U6.U5 tri-snRNP-associated protein 2. NCBI's taxonomy places the organism in Eukaryota, Viridiplantae, Streptophyta, Magnoliopsida, Malpighiales, Euphorbiaceae. Gene Ontology annotation, biological process: spliceosomal complex assembly; protein deubiquitination; mRNA processing. The record is from RefSeq and is a predicted model, not a curated record. The coding region runs from base 240 to 1925 and encodes 561 amino acids. Gene Ontology annotation, molecular function: cysteine-type deubiquitinase activity; zinc ion binding. The transcript has 10 exons.
AAGGCCUACCCCGAAGUAUCUCGCCAAAAACCGAAGUGUCUCGACCUGAAGGUAGGGAAUAAGAUACCCAAAACUAAGUCGUUUUGAUCUUAGGGCUAUUCUCUCCUUCUUUCAGCUCUUUCGUCUACCCGUCACUACUGCACUGCGGUUAUUGUCACUCUCUGUCCUGGGUACUCCAUAGACGGUUGUUCUCCACGACGAUGGUGCUUUUCCUAGUGACAUCUGAAUAGAGUAAGAAAAUGAAAACAACAAGAGAAGAUAAUAAUAUGGAGAGCGGUAAAGGUGCCACAAAGAGGCAAAGAAUGGUUGAACACAAUUCUCCUUCACUGGUGAUGGAUAACCCACUUGUACCCUACAAUGAUGUUGAUGAUGAAGAUGACGAUGAAAGAAGAGAAUAUAGUAACCUCAGUGGAGCUGGGAAACACGGACAAGGUAUAGUAGGGAAUGUCUUUCAAGAUCCAGGGGAGGAAGAUGAUGACGAUGAUGAUGACAAUGGUGAUGGACAAGGGUCCAAUCAAGAGAACAGGAGGAGCCAAAUUGAGCCUCGUGAAGACUGCCCUUAUCUUGAUACAGUGAAUCGUCAGGUGUUGGAUUUUGAUUUCGAGAAAUUUUGCUCCGUCUCUUUGUCAAACCUGAAUGUAUAUGCAUGUUUGGUUUGUGGGAAAUAUUUCCAAGGGAGAGGGAAGAAAUCUCAUGCAUACACACAUAGCCUUGAAGCAGGUCACCAUGUCUACAUUAAUCUUCAGACUGAGAAAGUUUACUGCCUUCCUGAUGGAUAUGAAAUUAUUGACCCAUCUCUUGAUGACAUACGGCAUGUUUUGAACCCAAGGUUUACUAGGGAUCAGGUUGAACAACUUGACAAAAACAGACAAUGGUCCAGGGCACUUGAUGGGUCUGAUUACCUUCCUGGAAUGGUGGGCUUGAAUAACAUUAAAGAGACUGAUUUUGUCAAUGUCACUAUUCAGUCUCUAAUGAGAGUUACACCCUUGAGAAAUUUCUUCCUUAUCCCCGAAAACUAUCAGCAUUGCAGAUCUCCUCUUGUUCAUCGCUUUGGAGAGCUCACGCGGAAGAUCUGGCAUGCUAGGAACUUUAAAGGACAGGUGAGCCCACAUGAAUUUCUCCAAGCAGUUAUGAAAGCCAGUAAAAAACGGUUUCGCAUAGGGCAGCAGUCUGAUCCUGUGGAGUUCAUGGCAUGGCUUCUUAAUACUCUACAUGCAGAUCUUAGAACUUCAAAGAAAAAUAACAGCAUCAUUUAUGAGUGCUUUCAGGGGGAACUGGAAGUUGUAAAAGAGAUCCCUAGCAAAGCUAUUGCUGAUAAGAAGGAAAAUAAUGAUGACCAGAAUGGCAUUCAGCAAAGUGCUGAUGGUGGGAAUGAACGUGAUGGUGUUGUUACAGAAACUUCUAGAAUGUCAUUUUUGAUGCUUGGACUAGAUUUGCCACCACCGCCUCUAUUUAAAGAUGUGAUGGAAAAAAAUAUAAUACCCCAGGUUCCCCUGUUCAAUAUACUGAAGAAAUUUGAUGGUGAGAUGGUGACUGAAGUUGUCCGCCCUCAUGUAGCCCGGAUGAAAUACCGAGUCACUAGAUUGCCACAGUAUCUAAUACUUCACAUGCAGCGGUUUAAAAAGAACAACUUCUUUAUUGAGAAAAAUCCAACCUUAGUCAACUUUCCUGUGAAGAACUUGGAACUGAAGGAUUACAUACCUUUGCCGAUGCCUGAAGAGAAUGAGAGAUUGCGCUCAAAGUAUGAUUUAAUUGCGAAUAUUGUUCAUGAUGGAAAACCCAAGGAGGGAUUCUACAGAGUUUUCGUGCAGCGGAAAUCAGAGGAGCUAUGGUAUGAGAUGCAGGAUUUGCAUGUUUCUGAAACUCUUCCUCAAAUGGUUGCGCUUUCUGAGGCGUAUGUGCAGAUAUAUGAACAGCAGCAGUAGUAUAGCAUGUAGAGAACAUCUGAUUGUUGUCUGUAGUUCAUUAUAGUUGCAAGAGUUAUUAACCUCUCCAUAUGGGUUGCUAGGAGAUUAGAACGAGAAUACUGGAAGAAUGUAUUGAAUUUUGAUCGUGCAAAGUAGGUUAAGAGUUUUCUGUUUAGUGGAAGUAUUUUUUGACAUGGAAAACAAUCCAUGUUUUGGAGCAUGUAAUUGGUGUUGAAAUUGUAGGAUCCUGACAUGAGAUGUACAGCAUUACAAAUGUUGCGGCUAUUAUGUUUUCAAAGGAAUUCAAAUAACUGGUUUUGGGA